Messenger RNA from Epinephelus fuscoguttatus (brown-marbled grouper), 882 nucleotides. Its product is annotated as DELTA-sagatoxin-Srs1a-like. NCBI's taxonomy places the organism in Eukaryota, Metazoa, Chordata, Actinopteri, Perciformes, Serranidae. The record is from RefSeq and is a predicted model, not a curated record. The transcript has 3 exons. Gene Ontology annotation, biological process: monoatomic cation transport; cytolysis in another organism; pore complex assembly. Gene Ontology annotation, cellular component: pore complex. The coding region runs from base 187 to 681 and encodes 164 amino acids. Gene Ontology annotation, molecular function: channel activity.
AAAAGCUGGUGUCUGAGUGGCUCGUGUGCAAUGUGACUUGACCACCACAUCCUGCCUGACACUUGGACCAACAAUCUGUCAGCUCCAACAUCUGGGUUUGGCUAUUUUUUAACUCAUCAUCUUAAAAUCGUAAAAAGUUCACAGCCAGCUUCUUCCUCCGCCACCACCGCUCCACACCUCAUCACAAUGCCUCAUCGAUCCUGCUCUGUUGAGAUUAACAACAACUCCGGCUGCUACACUCUCGCGAACCCCAGGGUGUUCACUGAGAGUGGCUGCUGUGAGAUCCCUCUGCCACCCAUGGUGGGUCCCUGCUCCGCUGGCAGCGCUCUGUUCAACAAGACCACCGGCUGUGCGACUGGCUCUGUUGGUGUCUUCACCUAUGACCUUUUCAAUUCUGAGAUGAACGACUAUAGCCACAUCAUGGCUGUCAUGUACUCUGUGCCCUAUGACCGAAACCUCUACUCCAACUGGUUUGCUGUGGGGAUCUUUGACAGAGGCAACGACUGCGACUACAAUCUGUAUGAUAUCAUGUAUAAUGGCAGUGAAAAUAACUUUGCAAGAGCAAAGGCAGAUGGCUCCUGCAUUUCUUAUCAGGGCGAUUAUGUUAUAGUCAGUGCCUCCAUGUCAGACUCACAUGAGGCAGUCCUGAGGGUGGAUGUCAGUGAUACUGGCAUGUAUUAAGACAAAAGAAGUAGGCUCCUACUGUUACUAUGUAAGGCAAAUGAGAUGAUCACAAUCAUUUUAAUAAAAUAUUUUAAGUGUGAAGCUCAAUCAACUGAUAAAGUUGGUCACUAGCUAAAGUGGUGCUUUUGAAUCAGUAUACUUAAGACAUAGUACACAUGAUUGUACACUAAAUAUUGGUUAUUCAGAUGUGAUUUUAAA